This is a messenger RNA of Mercurialis annua (annual mercury), 2010 nucleotides long. RefSeq names its product glutathione reductase, cytosolic. Gene Ontology annotation, biological process: cellular response to oxidative stress; cell redox homeostasis; glutathione metabolic process. Gene Ontology annotation, cellular component: cytosol; mitochondrion. The coding region runs from base 169 to 1659 and encodes 496 amino acids. The transcript is spliced from 17 exons. Lineage: Eukaryota; Viridiplantae; Streptophyta; Magnoliopsida; Malpighiales; Euphorbiaceae. The record is from RefSeq and is a predicted model, not a curated record. Gene Ontology annotation, molecular function: flavin adenine dinucleotide binding; glutathione-disulfide reductase (NADPH) activity; NADP binding.
CGGACCAUUCCCACUUCAGUCGACAAUCUUAUUACUUUCUUACCACUAUAAUAUUUUCUUAUUUUACUCUCACAAUAGUACAAGAAAUCCUCUCUAGCUAUUUGAUCCACAAACAAGCACAGAUUAAAGUCAGUAGAAAAAUUAUUUACUCCUAAGAAAACUCGAAUCAUGGCGAGGAAGAUGCUAAUUGAUGGAGAUGUGAACCAGCCUAAUGAACAAGAGGUGAAGUUUGAUUUUGAUUUGUUCGUUAUUGGAGCUGGAAGUGGCGGUGUUCGUGCUUCUAGGUUUUCUGCUAAUCAUGGAGCUAAGGUUGCGAUUUGUGAACUUCCUUUUAAUCCAAUCAGCUCAGAUACAGAAGGAGGAGUUGGUGGAACAUGUGUUCUUCGUGGAUGUGUUCCUAAGAAGAUUUUAGUGUAUGGAGCAUCCUAUGGAGGGGAAAUAGAUGAUGCCAGAAAUUUUGGUUGGGAAAUUAAUGAGAAUGUGGAUUUUAACUGGAAAAAACUUAUGCAGAAGAAGACUGAUGAAAUUUCCAGAUUAAAUGGAAUUUAUAAGCGGUUGUUGUCAAACUCUGGCGUUAAAUUUUUUGAAGGAGAAGGAAGGAUCAUUGGUCCUAAUGAAGUUGAGGUGAUACAACUGGAUGGUACCAAAUUGAGCUACUCGGCAAAGCACAUACUGAUUGCCACUGGAAGUAGAGCUCAACGUCCUCCUAUUCCUGGGCAUGAGCUGGCUAUAACCUCUGAUGAAGCAUUGAGUCUGGAAGAGAUGCCCAAGCGUGUCGUGGUGCUUGGAGGAGGAUAUAUCGCUGUGGAGUUUGCUUCAAUAUGGCGCGGCAUGGGUGCUACUGUGGACUUAUUUUUCAGAAAGGAGCUUCCUCUAAGAGGUUUUGAUGAUGAAAUGAGGGCAGUGGUUGCCAGAAAUAUGGAAGGUAGGGGAAUAAAUUUGCAUCCCGGGACCACUCUGACACAGUUGACCAAAACUGAGAAUGGCAUAAAAGUUCUUACGGAUCAUGGGGAAGAGUUCUUGGCAGAUGUUGUGCUCUUUGCCACUGGUAGGGCACCUGUUACAAAGAGGUUAAAUUUGGAAGCAGUGGGUGUGGAGCUUGAUCGUGCAGGUGCUAUCAAGGUUGAUGAGUAUUCAUGCACCAAUGUACCUAGUAUAUGGGCUAUUGGUGAUGUCACAAACCGUAUGAACCUUACCCCUGUGGCUUUGAUGGAGGGAACAUGCUUUGCCAAUACUGUUUUUGGUGGGCAACCUUCCAAACCAGACUAUAGCAACGUACCGUGUGCUGUAUUUUGCAUUCCACCUAUGUCCGUAGUAGGCCUCAGUGAAGAGCAGGCAAUAGAGCAAGCAAAUGGUGAUGUUUUGGUCUAUUCAUCAUCCUUUAAUCCUAUGAGGAACACUAUCUCUGGACGUCAAGAAAAGACAGUAAUGAAGCUUAUGGUUGAUGCUGAGACGGAUAAAGUUCUUGGAAUUUCCAUGUGUGGACCAGAUGCUCCUGAAAUUGUACAGGGAAUGGCUAUUGCAUUAAAAUGUGGAGCAACAAAGGCUCAGUUCGACAACACAGUGGGUAUUCAUCCUUCUGCUGCUGAGGAAUUUGUGACCAUGCGGUCACUCACGAGGCGUGUUAAUGCCGCCAGUAAACCAAAGACAAAUCUGUAAGAUACCAAAAAAAAUUGCAACCGGAAGAAAAGAAAGCCGGAAUUUCAAGAUAGCUGAUGCGCAGUCAUUUUCCCUGGAAUAAAAAGGUCGUCUUAAUAUUCUAUUCAUCGGCAGAAUUUAGAAUGCUGAUAUGAACAGACAGAUUUGUUUCUUAAUUAAUGAUUACAUUAUUGGAUUGGCAGCCUGUUAGCUCUACCAGUUUGUGGUUCUGAGAGUUCUCUUCACUUGUGCAUUUGUGCUAUCUAGUGUGGACUUGUAUGUUCAAGAAAAAUUAAACUCGUGGGGAUACUUGUAUCGCUAAAAUGAAUUGUCAUGAGUUGCAUCAUAAAUAUAUAGUUCGGAUUGAUUUUU